CGACCUUAGGCGCCGCUUCUGGGCUCAACUGGGUAAAGAAAUAACAACAGAUGGCGAGACGUCCCCAGCCCUUGGAGUCCGGGCGUGCGACUCCAACCUAACGAAUAAAUUAGGUCGAUAGGUAGACCCCGACAACGAGGAGCGAGCAGCGACAUAGUUACGGCGGCAGCAGUUUUUAGUCCCGGCUCUCCGACGACAAGGACCUCGGCGGUAUCCGGUGACCACCUUUUCUUCUACUGCUCAACUAAAAAGGUUGUUGCGGAACUGCAGAGAAGCGAUGUCGAACACCAUGAGAUCGGGGAGAAAGAAUCUGAGAAGAGCAACCGAAGAGGAAGGGCUCUCUCUGCAAGAAGGGCAGAGCAUCAUGCAGGUCGUGUCCCUUAGGGGUUCCAAUGUCAUCGAGGUUAUGGAUGCAAAAGGUGUUAAAUAUCUGGCUCUAUUCCCAGCCAAAUUCCAGAGGAGCUUUUGGAUCAAAAAAGGAAAUUUUGUUGUGGUAGAUGAAAGUGGGAGGGAGAAGGCCCUUGAAUCAGGUAGCAAGAUAGUGUGUAUGGUUUCACGAGUUCUUUUUCAUGACCAAGUUCGCAAGCUUGAAAAAUCUCCAGAAUGGCCUGCUAUCUUCAGAACUAUAGUGGCGGAUGAUUCAAAAUCCCUUGUGCAAAGACCAACAUCGGGGGGUGAAGAGGGAUCAAAUUCUGACGAUGAGGAUGGCCUCCCACCACUGGAAGCAAAUUUGAACAGGAAUAGGCCGGUUGAGCUGUACUCAGAUUCCGAUAGCGGUUCAGAUUCUGAUCACACACCAUAAAUUAGUUGAGGGGACAGUCUCCAGUGCUGAACUGGGAAAUUUGCAGCCCAUUUGAACCCUGAAGACAGCUUUGCCGGUGCAUGUAUUCUUUGUAUCAAAUAGUGGCGUCGGUAGGAAAGUAGUUUAAAUGAUGAUGCAUUGGCACAGAUCUUGAUGGCCUAGAAGGGGCAAAAGGGUUGUCAUUGAACUAAAAUGAUUCUCAAAUAUACGUGAAGAAAUUGUUGUCCAAGUAUUUUUCUGUUGGAUCCUGGCCGG
Molecule: messenger RNA, 1057 nt
Organism: Elaeis guineensis (African oil palm)
Lineage: Eukaryota; Viridiplantae; Streptophyta; Magnoliopsida; Arecales; Arecaceae
Biological process (GO): translational initiation
Cellular component (GO): nucleus
Molecular function (GO): RNA binding; translation initiation factor activity
Source: RefSeq, a predicted model, not a curated record